Molecule: messenger RNA, 996 nt
Organism: Rotaria socialis
Lineage: Eukaryota; Metazoa; Rotifera; Eurotatoria; Philodinida; Philodinidae
Source: the annotation of a GenBank genome assembly
AUGACUUGUCGUAUCGUAUCAUAUAAUAUUCUAGCACCUAUUCUUGGUAAUCGACCAGAACAUUAUUUUAAAUGUCAAUUGGAAUAUCUUCAAAUCGAUCAUCAAUGGAAUUUAAUUCAAUCUCAUUUAGAACAAGAAAUAAUGCAGAAUGAAAACACAAUCAUCUGCUUACAAGAAUUGACACUUACGAUUUUACCUAAAUUUGAACUAUUUUUUCGUCGAAUGAAUUACACAUUCUUUCAUAAUCUCUAUGGUGAACGACGCAAAGAUUACAUGGGUGUAGGUAUGGCAAUCCCGUAUUCCAUACAACUGAAUUCAAUAUCUAUUAUUAAAAUCGGUGAUCAUAUACGUUCUAUGAGUAAAGCUUUUGAAAAACAAACAAAUCUAUUUACAUGGAAAUGGGAUUUCUAUCAACUUGUUAAGAGUAAACUUAUAGAAGUUGUAUCUGAUUCAUGGGAAACUGCCAUGAAUAGAACUAAUACUCUUAUUUGUGUACAAAUAACUAUCAAUAAUAAAUCAAUAUAUAUUGGCACGUAUCACAUGCCUUGUCUUUAUAAAGAGCCCGAUGUCAUGCUGAUUCAUGCUUCCAUGGUGAAAGAUUUAAUGUUUCAAUUAGCAGGUGGCCAAGAUUUUAUUCUAGCAGGCGACUUCAAUAUCAAACCAUGGGAUCUUUGUUACAAACUUUUAACAGAGAAAGAUUAUGUUGGUUGCAAUAUGCCAGAAUCUAGUAGUUAUGAAAUAUCUUAUCGUUCCAAUACUGAACUAGUAUUGAAGAGUGCUUAUCGUGAGAAAAACGGAGCUGAGCCUAUGUAUACAAAUUUUUCUCAUACGCCACCAUCACCUAAUUUUUGUGCUACAUUAGAUUAUAUAUUUUUCAACGGUUCUCUUACGGUGGAAAAAGUAUUAGAAUUACCUGAUCAUCCUUCUGGUGAUUCUUAUCCUGAUGAAACGCAUCCAUCGGAUCAUCUGAUGAUUGCAGCAACAUUUCGAUUAUAA